AUGGCAUCAAUUGAGCGAGUACACACGGACAAGGCGCCCAAGCCGUUGCCCCAGUUUUCGCAAGCAGUAAAGUACAAUGGCAUGGUCUACUGCUCCGGCAACAUUGGCUUCGACCCGGCCUCGUUCAAGCUGGUCGAGGGAGGUGUCAAGGAAGAGACUAGGCGCGCAUUGCAAAACCUGUCGGCUGUCCUAGAGGAAGCGGGCAGCAGCCUCAAGAAUGUCGUCAAGGUCAACAUCUUCUUGACCACCAUGGACAACUUUGCCACCAUGAACGAGGCAUACGACGAGUUCUUCACCCAAGAUGUGAAGCCGGUAAGUGUCCAAGAAUAA
This is a messenger RNA of Pestalotiopsis fici W106-1, 330 nucleotides long. RefSeq names its product RutC family protein. Gene Ontology annotation, molecular function: deaminase activity. Bases 1 to 330 code for a protein of 109 amino acids. The transcript has 2 exons. The record is from RefSeq and is a predicted model, not a curated record. Gene Ontology annotation, cellular component: mitochondrion; cytosol. Lineage: Eukaryota; Fungi; Ascomycota; Sordariomycetes; Amphisphaeriales; Sporocadaceae.